Malaya genurostris is the source of this 1969-nucleotide messenger RNA. RefSeq names its product endochitinase-like. Lineage: Eukaryota; Metazoa; Arthropoda; Insecta; Diptera; Culicidae. Gene Ontology annotation, cellular component: extracellular region. Bases 33 to 1889 code for a protein of 618 amino acids. The transcript is spliced from 5 exons. Gene Ontology annotation, molecular function: chitinase activity; chitin binding. The record is from RefSeq and is a predicted model, not a curated record. Gene Ontology annotation, biological process: carbohydrate metabolic process; chitin catabolic process.
UCCAAUUGUGCGCCGGUCACCGUACGAACAAGAUGGGUACAAAACCACUACUACCGUUUCUUUGUUUCGUCUUACUGUUGGGUGCACUGUCGGUACUUCCUGUUACGGAAGCCCAAGGUGUCGGCAGACGUGGAGCACGCAUUGUCUGCUAUUUCAGCAAUUGGGCCAUAUAUCGGCCGGACGUCGGACGCUACACGAUCGAUGAUAUACCCGGGGAAAUGUGCACUCACAUCAUCUACUCGUUUAUUGGAGUGGAUGACAGCAAUUAUAAGGUGCUGGUAAUCGAUCCCGAGGUGGAUUUGAUCCAGAAUGGAUUUAGAAACUUCACAGCAUUGAAAAUGAAGUACACGAAUGCCAAAAUGAUGAUAGCCGUCGGAGGGUGGGCCGAGGGAGGUAAAAAAUACUCGCAGAUGGUUGCGGUUAAGCAGAGGCGAGAUUCGUUCAUUGAGAGCGUGGUUCAGUUUAUGAAAGCCUACGAUUUCGAAGGAUUUGACUUGGAUUGGGAGUACCCCGGGGCGGCUGAUCGUGGCGGUAGCUUUGGCGAUAAGGACAAAUUUUAUUAUUUUGUGGAGGAACUGCGAAGAGCUUUUGAUCGAGAAGCACGGGGAUGGGAGAUCACGAUGGCAGUACCAGUGGCGAAUUUCCGACUACAGGAGGGUUACCAUGUACCGGAGUUGUGUGAAAAUUUGGACGCCAUUCACUGUAUGACUUAUGAUCUGCGAGGUAACUGGGCCGGAUUUGCUGACGUUCACAGCCCUUUGUAUAAACGACCUCACGAUCAGUGGGCAUAUGAGAAACUAAAUGUUAAUGAUGGAGUGCAAUUGUGGGUGAAUUAUGGUUGCCCGCCAAACAAACUAGUCAUCGGUGUACCGUUCUAUGGAAGGACAUUCACACUUAGUGCCAGUACAACCAAUCCCACUCUCGGAUCCUAUAUCAACAAAGAAGCUGGAGGAGGUACUCCCGGACCAUACACCAAUGCAACCGGUUUCCUAGCGUAUUAUGAGAUUUGUACUGAGCUAAAGGAUGAUGAAAAGGGCUGGACCAAAAAAUGGGAUGAAGUAGGGCUUUGCCCAUAUGCAUAUAAAGGCACACAGUUUGUUGGCUAUGAGGACGUCGAAUCUUUAGAGUAUAAGAUGAAGUGGAUAAAAGAGAAAGGAUAUGCAGGUGCAAUGACUUGGGCCAUCGAUAUGGACGAUUUCCAUGGUUUGUGUGGACCAAAAAACGCUCUCAUGAACGUUCUGCACGAGAACAUGAAAGAUUACGAAGUUCCUGAACCAACCAUUUCCACGACACCCAGACCCGAAUGGAAUAGACCUCCCUCAACACAGCCAAGUACAGUAGAAGGUCCACUCACUGCAGGUCCAACCAGCACUUCAACCACUCGUCGUUCGACAUCAAAAACAACUACUUCCACAGUUCCUCCAAAGCGUACUACUAGCAAGACUACGACACGAAGAACUACCACAACUACUGUUCCGGCGACGACACGUAGAACUACGUCUACUUCGGCUCCGGCAACGACGCGAAGACCUACUACAACUGCUGUCCCGGUGACCGAUCGGGCGCCUGAACCCGCUCCAAUACCUGCCCCACCAGACGUAGAUAAUGAGAACGGUGAACAUGUUGACUGCUCUGAAGACCAAGACUUCGUCCCAGCUGCCGAUUGUGCUAAGUACUACCGGUGUGUUCACGGCCAGCCGGUGGAGUUUACUUGCAAACCUCAAACCGUAUUCCAUACGGUGCUAAACGUUUGUGACUGGAGAGAGAAUGCGGACCGUGUUGAAUGCCGAGGAGAAGCGAAGACUGUUAGUGAUUUUAUGUUGGAGAAUUUUGAUGACGUAAUGGUGGACAAAUCUGAGGAGUCGGAAGUCAACCAAGGACAACGAUAAAUUCCACCGAAAUAAGAUUUCAAUAUAGAUGUUACCGAUGUUAAUAAAAUGAUUUAAAUAAUUUAUUUAGUUCAAGUUAA